AUGGCCACGAGAUUACUCUACCCGAGACUUACCGCGAGUGGAGAUAACACCAAGAUCCGAACGAACGAGCGGGCACAAACUGAACGAAGCUCACCUGAAGCGGGCGCGGAGCGGACUGAGCGGACUCGGCAAGCUCCAGUCCUUGCUAGUGACAUCAGCGACCUUGCCCCCUCCACUUCGUCUGUCUGCCUCCUCGCCCGUCGGCACCCCUCUCGUCCGGAGGGUGUCAUCCGCUGCGUUCGGCUUCCGUCGGUUCGGUUAAAGAUGAGAGGAAGAUUAGAUUGA
This is a messenger RNA of Nezara viridula (southern green stink bug), 285 nucleotides long. The record is from the annotation of a GenBank genome assembly. Lineage: Eukaryota; Metazoa; Arthropoda; Insecta; Hemiptera; Pentatomidae.